This is a messenger RNA of Medicago truncatula (barrel medic), 814 nucleotides long. RefSeq lists its product as uncharacterized. The transcript has a single exon. The coding region runs from base 114 to 689 and encodes 191 amino acids. NCBI's taxonomy places the organism in Eukaryota, Viridiplantae, Streptophyta, Magnoliopsida, Fabales, Fabaceae. The record is from RefSeq and is a predicted model, not a curated record.
GUAUUGGUAGGAAUUGCUGUAAACACCUUCAUUUACAUCCACAAGUUGAAUACACUUAAAAGGUUAGCUCCAUCCAUAUGUGAGUGAUAGCUAGAAUUGAAAAAGAAACCAAGAUGAAAAAUCUCAGCCUGAAAUUAAAGAUCCAGCUUCCAAAUUCCUCCAACCCCUCUUGUUCUCUUUUCACUCCAAAAGUAUUUAUCAAACCCAUCAAAGUAUUAGGCAUUAAAAACUUCAAAAACCCACCUUCUAAAUAUGCAAUAAAACUUAGAGAAGCUUCUCAAAUUUCCCUCAAGCACACACCAACUGUGGAAGAUGCACAAAGGGCACCAUCAAUGAAACUUCCAUUUCUUGAAAAUGAGAAUUCAAGGAUUGUGAUAAUAGGAGCAGUUUCUGUUGGAAUUUUGUUGGUUCUAAAUGGAAUGGAUGAGCAAAAGGCAUUGGCUUUUGUACCUGAAGGACCACUUCUGGAAGAAGAGUUCUGGGACAACGUGAGAAGGUAUGGUUUGUAUGCACUAACUGUUAGUACAGGUGCAAUUUACACUAUUUUGGUGCCUAUAUUUGAGCUUCUCAAGAAUCCAAUUACUGCAAUUCUCAUCAUUGCUAUUCUUGGAGGUGGUUUCUACAUUGUUUCUCAAGUCCUUACUGCUAUGGUUGGCGUUUCUGAUUUUAGUUAUGAUUAUGCAAACUAGAUAGUUUAUUUGUCAAAGCAAUGUUUUUGAAUCCAUAGUUUUAUUUAAUUUGUACCAUAGUAAACUCGGUUAAAAGUCCUCCAUUGAAUGGAAUGAGAUAUUACAAUUGCCUGAAAUUAUGUUUA